Molecule: messenger RNA, 1103 nt
Organism: Oreochromis niloticus (Nile tilapia)
Lineage: Eukaryota; Metazoa; Chordata; Actinopteri; Cichliformes; Cichlidae
Product: Golgi SNAP receptor complex member 1
Exons: 9
Coding region: 77-826 (249 amino acids)
Biological process (GO): endoplasmic reticulum to Golgi vesicle-mediated transport; vesicle fusion; inter-Golgi cisterna vesicle-mediated transport
Cellular component (GO): SNARE complex; Golgi membrane; cis-Golgi network
Molecular function (GO): SNAP receptor activity
Source: RefSeq, a predicted model, not a curated record
CUUGAAACCACUAGAGGCCGCUGUGGGAUAGAAAGACAAGUGCGACAACUGUAUCUUCUUGACGGCCGAUGAUGACAUGUCAACAACAAACAUGGCAGCCAGCAAUAACUACUGGGAAGAUUUGCGUAAACAAGCCAGGCAGCUGGAGAAUGAGCUUGACCUCAAGCUAGUCUCCUUCAGUAAGCUUUGCACCAGCUACAGCAGCAGCAGCCCAGACCAGCGGAUGAGAGACAGCAGGUCUGACUCUCUGGGCUCAUCUCACGACAACUUGCUUGUGGCCAUGACGACUGAGCUGGACCAGCUCUUAGCCAAUCUUACAGCAGUCAAUGACAAAAUGGCAGAAUACACUAGCACCCCUGGAGUUUCGUCACACAACGCAGGAUUGAUGCACACCUUACAGAGGCACAGAGACAUUUUACAGGACUACACUCAUGAGUUCCACAAAAUCAAAAGCAACUUCUAUAGCCUGCGAGAGCGAGAGGACCUUCUGGGCUCAGUUCACAGAGACAUUGAGUCCUACAAAAGCAGCUCAGGGGUGAAUAACAGGAGGACAGAGCUCUUCCUGAAGGAGCACGAGCAUCUAAGAAACUCAGACAGACUUAUUGACAACGCAAUAAGUAUCGCCAUGGCUACCAAAGAGAACAUCACAUUUCAGCGUGGGAUGUUGAAGUCCAUUCAAACCAGGGUCACAACUUUGGCCAAUCGCUUCCCCGCCAUCAACAGUCUCAUCCAGAAAAUCAAUUUGCGCAAGAGGCGGGACUCUAUAAUUCUGGGUGUGGUUAUUGGUGUCUGCACCAUACUCUUGUUGCUCUACACUUUCCAAUGAAUCGCCAUCAACUGACAAAAUAUACGCACUGUAACUCUAACCAAGUGUAUCCAAGGUGGUUUUUAUUCUCUCUAUGGCACAAAAACAUAACUGACACAAAAUAUUGAAAAUAUGAUGUAAUCUCUCAGAUUGGAGAGUUUAUUUAUUUUCUGGGGAUUUGUAUAUUGCUGCUUGUAUCCUGUUGUUAUUUUAACUCCUUAUAAAUUUACAUAAUAACCUUUCAUUGGGAUUGUGUAUUGUAUUGACUUAUUUUAUUAAAUUAAAAGUGACAAACUCA